GUUCGCACCGACAGACGGACGGAGGGCCAGACAGCCAUCGAGGCGCGUCCGCCACCUCCGGCCCGUCCCCGGUCCCGGCCCUCUCCUCCAGCCGCAGCGUCCGCCGCGUCCCCAGAUCCAGCGCGAUGCGCGGCCCUGGCGGUGGGGCCCGGGCGACCACUGCCUCCUGGCCCGCGAGCCCGGGCCCCUAGCGCCCAGUGCGGCCGCCCUGCAUCGGGGAGGGCCGCGGAGGCCCCCGGCCUCGGCUGGCCCAAGAGCCCUGUCAGAGGGGCCUGCCCAGCGCCCCAGGCGCGCGGCCCGCCAUGCUCCUGCUGUCGCCGCGCAGCGCGCUCCUCUCCGUCUACUGCCCGCAGAUCUUUCUCCUCCUGUCCAGCGGCAGCUACCUGGCACUGUCGUCCGUAGUGGCCCUGGGAGCCAACAUCAUAUGCAACAAGAUUCCUGGCCUGGCCCCACGGCAGCGUGCCAUCUGCCAGAGCCGGCCUGAUGCCAUCAUCGUGAUCGGGGAGGGGGCGCAGAUGGGCAUCAACGAGUGCCAGUACCAGUUCCGCUUCGGCCGCUGGAACUGCUCCGCCCUGGGGGAGAAGACCGUCUUCGGGCAAGAGCUCCGAGUAGGGAGCCGCGAGGCCGCCUUCACCUAUGCCAUCACCGCGGCUGGGGUGGCCCAUGCCGUCACGGCCGCCUGCAGCCAAGGCAACCUGAGCAACUGCGGCUGCGACCGGGAGAAGCAGGGCUACUACAACCAGGCGGAGGGCUGGAAGUGGGGCGGCUGCUCGGCUGACGUGCGCUACGGCAUCGACUUCUCCCGCCGCUUCGUGGACGCCCGCGAGAUCAAGAAGAACGCGCGGCGGCUCAUGAACCUGCACAACAACGAGGCCGGCCGCAAGGUGCUGGAGGACCGCAUGAAGCUGGAGUGCAAGUGCCACGGCGUGUCGGGCUCCUGCACCACCAAGACGUGCUGGACGACGCUGCCCAAGUUCCGCGAGGUGGGCCACCUGCUGAAGGAGAAGUACAACGCGGCCGUGCAGGUGGAGGUGGUGCGGGCCAGCCGGCUGCGGCAGCCCACCUUCCUGCGCGUCAAGCAGCUGCACAGCUACCAGAAGCCCAUGGAGACGGACCUGGUGUACAUCGAGAAGUCGCCCAACUACUGCGAGGAGGACGCGGCCACGGGCAGCGUGGGCACGCAGGGCCGGCUGUGCAACCGCACCUCGCCGGGCGCCGACGGCUGCGACACCAUGUGCUGCGGCCGCGGCUACAACACACACCAGUACACGAAGGUCUGGCAGUGCAACUGCAAGUUCCACUGGUGCUGCUACGUGCGGUGCAGCACCUGCAGCGAGCGCACCGAGGUCUUCACCUGCAAGUGAGGGCAGCGCGGGCCCGGGCCUGCCGCAGAGGGACGGCUGGCCGCAGAGGGACGGCUGACCCUCGUGUCCCUCCCGCCUGCCCGCCAGCCCGUCAUGCCCGAGACGGACUCCGGGCCCGGGGCAGUGCGGACGCAGGCUGAUGCGGUUAUUUAUGUUUCCUUAGCUCCGGAAGAGGAUUCUCGGCACUAACAAACGCGUAGCCAGUCCUAACUCUGCACUCCGUGCCCCCCGGACCCCCGAUGCCCCCCUGCGGGUCCCAGGUGCCAGGAGUUACCAGGAGAGGGCCUCAGAGGACAGCCUGGCUUCCCUUCCUUUUGGAAAUAGUAUCGUGAAGAUCAAAAUGUCACUUGUGCCGGUUCCAGGAGCACCUGGUCCCAUCUAUAGUCCUCCACGUUCCCAGCCAGCCACUGGCCUGGCGCCUGCAGUUUACAAAGUCCCUCCCACCCAGGAGCCAGCUGACCCCUGGGAUGCCAGGGCCGAGCUGGGGUGUGGCCAGAAGUGCUGGACCCACUUGACUGAUGGGCACACUGAGGCCAGAGGGCCUGAGCAGGGGCUCGCCUGACACUGACAGCUAUGAGAGGGCGCUCCUGCCUUAGUCCUGGCCAGCCUGCCCCCAGGAUGCCCGGCAGCCCCCCACCCAGGAGACCUAGCUGCUACCUUCCAGCCACAACUUCGGGGGGUGCACACCUCUCGGUGUCUUUGAGGUUCCCAGAGCCCCAUCUUGUUCGACCCCAGUGCCAGAAAAACUGGCAGGCAUAGGGGACAGGGUCCACCUUCUCUCCAGAUGUCUCCCCAGGUUGCGCAGGCCAUCCUCCCACCCCCGUCACUUCCCCCAGAACCUUGGAGAUGGGGAUGGAAUGGGAAGCCUGGGCCAGGGCUGGGCGUGUCCUCUCAGGGCUCCCUUUCUGUCCCCAGAAGACAGGCUUUGAGGUGGGACCUGCCUGGGCCAGCGAAUGGCUUGAAGCCACUCUGCGCCCUGGUGCACCCGCGCUCUGAACAUUGGCCGGGGGCAAGUGACCCGGGCUGGGAGCUGGGCCCGGGUGGAGCCCAGGUCUAAAAGCACCAGGACAGCUGUGAAUGCCCCCAGCCCCUGCCUCACCCCAGUCCCUGGACACCCUGAGUCCCCAGGCCGGCGUCCUCUGCCGAGGAGCCCGGGUAACUUAUACUGUUGUAUAGCGUCCAGAUGUCUAUAUAGUGUCUUUAAGUUAUUGUGACCUACACUGGGUACCGGAGGGGAGGCCCCAGCCAGGCUCCUCCUUCUGCUUGAAAUGGACCCUCAGGGCCAACGCCACCGAGGCCUCGCACUGGCUCUGGGCCACCAAAUGCCCAGCCGAGCCCACUGUCCCUCAAGGGCCCCCCCGGGGGUGGGGGGCAGCACGGUCCAGGCAGGCACUGGUCGCCCAUGCUUUCUGCAGGGCCGGAGGUGGCUGGGCACGGGGCACCCUGACGGCUGAGCUGCUGGCCUCCCCGGAGGGGAGCGCGUGGUCCCAAUAAAAGCUGAAAGUGA
Messenger RNA from Cavia porcellus (domestic guinea pig), 2871 nucleotides. It is a transcript of the gene Wnt7b, whose product is annotated as Wnt family member 7B. Lineage: Eukaryota; Metazoa; Chordata; Mammalia; Rodentia; Caviidae. The record is from RefSeq and is a predicted model, not a curated record. Bases 303 to 1364 code for a protein of 353 amino acids. Gene Ontology annotation, cellular component: extracellular region. The transcript has 4 exons. Gene Ontology annotation, biological process: cell fate commitment; neuron differentiation; positive regulation of JNK cascade. Gene Ontology annotation, molecular function: cytokine activity; frizzled binding.